Messenger RNA from Momordica charantia (bitter melon), 1876 nucleotides. RefSeq names its product F-box/kelch-repeat protein At1g74510-like. The record is from RefSeq and is a predicted model, not a curated record. Lineage: Eukaryota; Viridiplantae; Streptophyta; Magnoliopsida; Cucurbitales; Cucurbitaceae. Gene Ontology annotation, cellular component: nucleus. Gene Ontology annotation, molecular function: protein binding.
AGAAGCAUUUGGAUGUUUGAUUCUAGACUCAAUCUCACAGGGUGGAACACUUUUUUGCCGUCUCCUUAUCCAAUUUACAAGCUCUACCUCUAUUUUCUCGCUCCCAUGAGUAUUAUCUUUUUGUAGUUUUUUAGCCUCAUGCUUUUUUCUGGGCACCACUCAAUUUAUGAUUACUGCUACGAAAUAGAAGGAUGGACGCCUUCUUCGAAACAUGUUGGAGGGUCCAUCUUAUCUCAUCUCAAGGGACUUGCCUAGCUCUUGCGAACAAGAGAGCAAAUGGGUUUAUAAUACUUUCCGUGUUAUCGAGCUGACGAAUAAGAAGCAUCUAUUAGAAGAUAGGGAAGAACCUUCGGUGAGAAAGUCAUGCAAGUUGUCGGAUGAUGCUGACAAGGGAGGGGAAGAUGUAGACCUUCAAGUAGUUGACGAUCAGGAUAAGCAGCAUUGCGGUGGAGACCAGUCAGAUUCAAGUUCGCUGGUCCAGCAACUUGGUCGGGAUAUGUCAAUUAAUUGUCUCCUUCUCUGCUCAAGAUCAGAUUAUGGCUCAAUUGCCUCGUUAAAUCGAGACUUCCGGUCUCUAAUUCAGAGUGGGGAACUUUAUAAACUACGGAGGCAGAUGGGCAUCAUUGAACAUUGGAUCUACUUCUCUUGCAGCCUUCUUGAAUGGGAUGCAUAUGAUCCAAACUGUAAGCGUUGGAUGCGUCUGCCAAUAAUGGUAUCAAAUGAAUGUUUCAUGUCAUCAGAUAAGGAAUCCUUGGCUGUUGGUACUGAGCUUCUUGUUUUUGGAAAGGAAACAGUUUCCCAAGUUAUAUAUAGAUAUAGUAUUUUAACUAACACAUGGUCAUCAGGGAUGAAUAUGAACACACCCAGGUUUCUGUUUGGCUCUGCCAGUCUUGGUGAAAUUGCAAUACUAGCUGGUGGUUGCGAUCCACUGGGGAACCUCCUGAACUCAGCUGAGCUGUACAAUUCUGAGACAGGAACUUGGGUCACUCUUCCUAGGAUGAACAAAGCAAGGAAGAUGUGCUCGGCAGUAUUUCUCAAGGGAAAGUUCUAUGUGAUUGGUGGAACUGGGGCAGGUAACACAACUCUUACUUGUGGUGAAGAAUACGAUUUGAAGACUCGGGCAUGGCGUGAGAUACCUAACAUGUAUCCUGGACGAAAUGCUGGAGAUGGGGCUGCUGUGCCAGCUGCUGCAGUUGAGGCACCUCCUUUGGUUGCAGUUGUAAAUGAUAACUUGUAUGCUGCAGAUUAUGCACAUAGAGAGGUUAAAAGAUAUGACAAGGCAAGAAACUUGUGGGUGGCAAUAGGCUGUUUGCCCGAGCGUGUGGUCUCAACAAAUGGUUGGGGAUUAGCAUUUAGGGGUUGCGGAGAUCGACUAAUCGUCAUCGGUGGACCAAGGGCCUUAGGUGGACGUAUGAUUGAGAUAUACUCUUGGGCCCCAGAUGAAGGGCAGCUGCAAUGGGGUGUGCUUGCCAGCAGGCCAUUGGGUAAUUUUGUUUAUAAUUGUGCAGUCAUGGGAUGCUGAGGCAACCUUCUCUGGUGUCUGGAGUCAUUUCAUAAAGGACUUCAUGAUCCUCACUUUUCAAGGCAAUUAGCUAUCUCUGCCUGCCUUCUGAUGUUGUGGAAAUGUGCGGUGAUAUUUAAACAGAUAGAAUAGGUCCAAUUGAAUUGAAGAAGGUAGAAUGUUUCUCUUGUUUCUAUUUGAUUGCAUUUUCUCCCCUGUUUUCCCAUUGUUAUGAGAUAUUCUCAAAUGUCCGUGUCAUUUAGAACAGUCAAACAAAUAAACUCAAGUGAUGAUGCAUGUUUUUAGGUUGUUUUUACUAUUUGCACAAGUUCAAAUCGAACUUAUUGAAUUGUGAAGUGGAAUAAUUUUGUUAUA